Molecule: messenger RNA, 2454 nt
Organism: Emericellopsis cladophorae
Lineage: Eukaryota; Fungi; Ascomycota; Sordariomycetes; Hypocreales; Bionectriaceae
Product: Dynactin subunit-like protein
Exons: 2
Coding region: 1-2454 (817 amino acids)
Source: RefSeq, a predicted model, not a curated record
AUGUCGAUACCCACUGCGACAGCCAUCACGGCGGCCACCUUUCACCAUCCUCCUCCUCCUAUCCCCCAGACUCCUCCCACACGUCGAGCCCUGCGCAGACCAAGCAACACUGCAUCCACGCCAAACCUCAAGUCGGCAUACGCUUCGCACUCGCGACGGGCGUCCCGGGCUCCACUCUCGCGCAGGACCUCACUGGCGACCCUGACGCAGAGCUCUCUUCUGCCCAGCAUCCCCAAUGAUAAACACGACGCAGCAGACAUCUACCACGACGAGAAUCUGAUUGACCGCCCGGGGUCGCGAUUCACAAUGGCGCCCGCAACGCCUGGAAGGACCAUGCCUGAAGAUGUAGACGUGGGCGACGCUGUCGAUGUGCCCGGCAACAUGCAAGGUAUCGUGCGCUUCGUCGGACCCGUCCAGGGCAAGAAGGGCAUAUUUGCUGGUGUCGAGCUCGACGCCCAGUAUGCGGCGCGCGGAAAGAACAACGGCGACGUCGACGGUAUCUCCUACUUUGCCACAUCGAUACCUGGCGCCGGUAUUUUCUUGCCUGUCGCCAAAGCUAUGAGACUGGACUCGGGCAUGUCGUUCCCCGCGACACCCAGCUCUGGGCUCAAGAGCGGAUCGCAGAACUCGACCAACUACACCCCUCCGACGCCUGGGCUGCCCAAAUUCAGCAUGUCCGUGGGGCCUGGCGCAAGAGCUCCGAGCCCUCAGGGGAAGCGGUCAGCACCACGAAGUUCACUUGCUCGACCCGACUCACCCGUCCGCCGAACGCAGAUGACUCCUGGCCCUCGGCCGUCGAUCGCAGGACCGGCAAAGACGCCUUCACGCUACGGGAGCCCGACAAACCGAUUCGCUCAGAGUGUGCGAGGCACCGCUGGUGAUCCCAGCAAGAGGCUGCCUGCCGUGGAUCGCAAACCUAGCAUGCCCCUUCGCAGUGCCUCUGCGCUAGGUUCCUUCGAUGAUGACCUCUCGGGAAUGGGCCUGCCGCGAUCCAAGACAAAUGGCAAUGUCGGCGCGGCCACUCCAUUCGUCACAGCACCGCGCUCUCCCACGCGUUCUGCUUCACGGGCCAACGUGCGCAACGGCGAAGAGAUAGAGCGCCUCAAGGCGCAGCUCGAGGACAAGGAGAAGCAGCUGAAAGAGCAAUCUGCCACGCUGAACGAGAUGGAGAGCAGUCUCACGGAGCUCCAGGGCCUUAUGGAGAACGCUGGAGAUCUGAGGGAUGGUUCCAGCGAGUUUGCUGACAAGGACACCUCCCAACUGCGCAAUCUGCUCCGUGAGAAGAAUGAGAAGAUUUCCAUGCUCACGUCUGAAUUUGAUGCGCACCGCGCCGACUUUCGCAGCACGAUUGACGCCCUCGAGAUGGCCAGCACGGAAACCGAGAGGGUCUACGAGAAGCGCAUGGAAGAGCUCAUGGCAGAUAUCAGGGAACUCGAGUCUCGCAACGUGGACGUCGAAUCGGUCGCGACACAACUCAGGCAGCUCGAGGAACUGGUGCUGGAGCUUGAAGAGGGACUAGAGGACGCCCGCAGAGGAGAGGCCGAGGCGCGAGGCGAAGUAGAGUUCUUGCGUGGUGAGGUGGAAAGGACGCGCACCGAGCUGCGACGGGAACGAGAGAAGGGCGGGCAGGUGCAGAGUCCGAUCAUGGAAAAGGGGUCGAUGAAGGAGCUGGAGGCCAAGGACGACGAGAUCAGGGGCCUCAAGGCCAUCAUUCACUCGCUCAGCCGUGACUCGGCCAGUGAGCCGCGGUCACCUCCCCAACGACCGGGCUCGCUCAUUGCAAACGACGUCAUUGAGCAGAAGAUUGCCCGUGAUAACCUUGAGCGACAAGUGGCCGAGUUGCAGUCCAUUUUGUCCCAGAAGAGCAGCCGCGAGCAGGAGUUGAUGCAGGAGCUCGAGAAGAUUCGCGUCGACAGCAGCAACAGCAACAGAAACAAUGUUAACAAUACCCACCAACAGAGGUCGUCGCUCAGGGACUCUCGCGACACGGUUGUCCUGGCCGCCGCCAACGAGAACCGAUUCUCUGGCCGUGCAAACAAUGUCGGCGAAAGCGACAACCAGUCCAACGCCACCGAGCAUAGCACUCUCUGGUGCGAGAUCUGCGAGACCAGUGGCCACGACAUUCUGACCUGCACCAACAUGUUUGGGCCUGAUGGUGGAAAGCCGACGGCGACGGAUGAUGGCCGCAAGCAGUCGACGCCCAAGUUGGCCAACGACAAUGCCCUACGACCUCAGGGAGGCGACGACGACGACGACGCAAGGCCUGCGCCACUUGCAUCGGUCAGGUCGAGGAGCCCUGCUCCCCCGGCUGCCAGGAGGCCUAUGCCCGACCCAAUGGAGUCUGGCCCUGUUGCUGGAAAGGAGAGCGGCAUCAUGGACCCCGAGAAGUGGUGCGCCAUGUGUGAGCGUGACGGACACGAUAGUGUGGAUUGCCCAUUCGAGGAUGCGUUCUAA